CGAAGAUUACUUUGUCCAGGAUCUCCACGACAAAAACGUUUCGUCAUCUUACGUCGAGCUCUUCUAACAUGGUUGAGAGUGAAUCCACUACAAAAGUUAACGUCCUCAUGGUGGGUACUGGCGAGUACACGACGGGAUAUGUUGGUGGAGGCGCGGCAGAUUCGGACAAAGGCGCGGGCGUCGUUGCCUUGACGAUGUUCGAUCUCCGUCGUCGGAAUAAGGUUAGCCGUGUGGGCAUGUGUGGUGUCAACGGGAAGAAAUUUGCUGGCAUCCGUUCCCACAUGCAAAAGAAUAUUGGGGAUGUCUACAACGAUAUGGAUUUGACAUGUGAGACCUUUCCCGAAGAUACGGUUGUGGAUCCGCUUGCUUACGAAGUCGCCGCCAAGGCUUUUUACCCCGGAGAUGUGGCGAUCAUCUUUACUCCGGACGACACGCAUUUUGCGAUCGCAAUGAAUUGUAUCCAACGUGGUAUGCAUGUUAUGGUAACCAAGCCCAUAGUGCAGACCUUGGCAGAUCACCAAAAGUUGGCAGCCUUGGCGCACGAAAACAAUGUGUUGGUAGGAGUCGAAGUACACAAGCGUUUGGAUCCUUUUUACGCUGAUGCCAGAGACCGCGCACGUUCCAAUCUCGGCGAUUUUCAGUACAUGUAUGCAUACAUGUCACAGCCCAAGCAUCAGCUCGAAACUUUUAAAGCGUGGGCAGGAAAAUCGUCCGAUAUUUCCUACUAUCUCAAUUCACACCAUGUAGACUGGUCAGAGUGGACUUUGGCUGGAAUGGCACGCCCCGUACGCGUGACGGCAACUGGCUCGUCCGGAGUCGCCCAAUCGCGCAGCAUGAACACUGAAGACUCGAUUACAUUGACAGUUCAGUGGGAAAAUCUCAAUGAUCAGAAGACGCUGGGUUGUGCCGUCUACACGUCUUCUUGGGCCGCACCCAAGAGCGACGUUCAUUCGCAACAGCGAUUCUUUUAUAUGGGUUCGUCCGGUGAGAUCAACGUCGACCAGGCACACCGCGGGUGUACCGUCGCGACAGACGCCGCUGGCUUUGCUUCGGUGAAUCCGCUGUUUAUGAAAUACACGCCAACCAAUGGCAUGUUUUCCGGGCAAGGAAGCUACGGUGUGCGAAGUUUCGAAAACUUUAUUGACGCUUGUUGCGCGGUCAAUGCGGGAACGGCCCAGCCAAGAGACUUUGAUGACGGCUCUUUAGCGACGGUGCAUACAACGAUGCAGGGGACCGCCAUUUUGGAGGCAGGUCGCAUGAGUCUUGACAUGGAUGGUCGCCCCAUGGAUAUUCAAUACGAUGGAAAUGACCAUGAGCCAAUUGCAAUUGUCCCCCACGUCUUCACCGGAUAA
This is a messenger RNA of Phaeodactylum tricornutum CCAP 1055/1, 1352 nucleotides long. RefSeq lists its product with no specific name. The transcript has a single exon. Gene Ontology annotation, biological process: NADPH regeneration. Gene Ontology annotation, cellular component: cytoplasm. Gene Ontology annotation, molecular function: oxidoreductase activity; nucleotide binding. The coding region runs from base 69 to 1352 and encodes 427 amino acids. Lineage: Eukaryota; Bacillariophyta; Bacillariophyceae; Surirellales; Neidiaceae. The record is from RefSeq and is a predicted model, not a curated record.